Molecule: messenger RNA, 2402 nt
Organism: Sphaerodactylus townsendi
Lineage: Eukaryota; Metazoa; Chordata; Lepidosauria; Squamata; Sphaerodactylidae
Gene: CMAS
Product: cytidine monophosphate N-acetylneuraminic acid synthetase
Exons: 8
Coding region: 21-1304 (427 amino acids)
Molecular function (GO): N-acylneuraminate cytidylyltransferase activity
Source: RefSeq, a predicted model, not a curated record
UAGACGUGGCAGGGAGGGAAAUGUUGGUUUCGCUACGGUCAGGGAUGGCGGCCGCGGACGGACCUUCUUGUUUCGCUGCCGGGCUUCCCCAGCGGCCAGGGGAGCCCGAGCGGCCUGCCGCCCAUAUGGCGGCGCUCAUCUUGGCCCGCGGGGGCAGCAAAGGGAUCCCGCUGAAGAACAUUAAGCCGCUGGCCGGAGUGCCGCUGAUUGGCUGGGUACUCAGGGCAGCCCUCGACUCCGGCGUCUUCCAGAGCAUCUGGGUUUCUACAGACCACGAUGAGAUUGAGAAAGUGGCCAAGCAGUUUGGGGCGCACGUCCACCGGAGAAGCUCGGAAGUGUCCAAAGAUUCCUCGACCUCUCUGGAUGCUAUCGUGGAGUUCCUUCAAUACCAUGAUGAGGUGGACGUCGUAGGAAACAUCCAAGCGACGUCUCCGUGCUUGCAUCCCACCGAUCUGAUCAAAGUGGCCAAAAUGAUUCGGGAGGACGGCUUUGAUUCUGUCUUUUCCGUAGUGAGGCGGCAUCAGUUUCGGUGGAGUGAAAUCAGAAAAGGAGUGUGUGAGGCGACGAAACCCCAAAACCUGAAUCCAGCAAAACGUCCCCGGAGGCAGGAUUGGGACGGGGAGCUUUACGAAAACGGGUCCUUUUACUUCGCCAGACGGUCACUGAUUGACAAGGGCUAUUUGCAGGGCGGGAAAAUGGCUUAUUAUGAAAUGCGGGCCGAGCACAGCGUGGACAUUGACGUGGAUAUCGACUGGCCGAUCGCAGAGCAAAGAGUCUUGCGGUUCGGCUAUUUCGGAAAAGAGGCCCUCAAGGAAGUAAAGUUGCUUGUCUGCACGAUCGAUGGUUGCCUGACCACCGGCCACAUCUACAUUUCCGAGGAUGGAAAAGAGGUCCUUUCUUAUGACGUCAGGGACGCCGUCGGGAUUAAUUUGUUACAGAAAAGGGGCGUUGAGGUGCGGCUGAUCUCCGAGAGGCACUGCUCCCCUAAGACGCUUUCCGCCAUGAAGCUGGGCUGCCGCGCGGAAGUCGGCGUGGCCAACAAGCUGCCCGUCGUCGAGAAAUGGAGGACAGAGCUGAACUUGUGCUGGAAGGAAGUGGCGUACUUAGGAAAUGAGGAAUCGGAUGUGGAGUGCUUGAAGAAAGCCGGCAUGAGCGCGGUCCCCGCCGACAGCUGUCCGGCUGCGCAGAAAGCCACGAGCUACAUUUGCAAAUGUAACGGCGGCCGAGGUGCAAUCCGGGAGUUUGCUGAGCACAUAUUCCUCCUGAUGGAAAAGGUGAAUUCGGCUGGGAAGAAACCACGAUAACAGACUCAUGAAGCCGCUGCUGCCGUAGGGGAGACGAAAAGACGUUUCUUCCUUCUUUCUCUCUGAUGGUUUUCUCUAUUUACUUGCAGCGCGGUUUUUUGACAUUUCAGAUAACCAACGGGCAUUGCCGAGAAACGUGAUAUAUUCCCCCCCACUCCCAGCACUUAAAUGUUCAUUUCCAACUGCUGCUCCUCACUAUUGCAACAGCUGCAGCCUAGCAAGCCAAUAACCCUCAAUAUUUCUUGAUGGGGUUGGUUGAAAGGUUCAGAAAUUGACUGCGUUAAUGCUUGCCUUUCAGCAACCCGGCUUUUGAAAAGGUGUAAACAUGUUUAAAAAAAUAGAACUGGCUGAAGAGGAUAUGACAUAUCACAUCUGGACAAAAGGUUUUAGCAUCCUCCCCUGACAUGCUGGUUUUCCGCAAGCGGGGAGUUGUUUAAUUUUUUUAAAAUACGGAAUAUUCUGUUGUGCUGCGCUCCUCCUGAAAUUGUUCUGCCCAUUCCUCCUCUGUAUGGAUUGUUACUCCACUACCGUUUUCCUGGCCACAAUUCCCACCAAUCAGUGACAUGCGUUUCCCAUCUGUGUGAUUCUGCCUACCUCGCAGGAUUGUGGGGAAAUGAUAGAACCCCAUGCAUGACAUUCUCAGCUCCUGGCAGGAAGGAUUGGGGUAGCUGCUCUGUUUAAUAUUUGCUUAUGUGCAUCUGUGCUUUCGGAAAGGGCAUCUCAUCCGCCCGUCAGUAAUGGUGAAAUAUUUGCGUUCCGGGUGGAAGUAACCUCUGUGGUUUUAUCAUUCCAUUUCAAAUGACCCUUUGCGAAGUCAUGUUAUCCUUUUUACCCUUCGUUGCAUAUUUUUUUAAAAAGCAAUAAUGGCUCUUUUCGCACAAAUCUCCUAAAGUGCUUGUAAAAUGUUUUCAGUUCCUCCCUUUUGUUCGCAUCCAUCGCAUCCACCCCCUUGAAAAAAAAAUCCUGGCCGCUAUUUUGUGACGUUUCCCUUUUUAAAAAGUUUUGUGCUAAGUGAAGGCUUCCAUGUUUCACGGCCUUGUGCUGCAUUCUCUACUCCUUGCAUACUCAGUACUUAGAAGAUUGUGCCCCCCCCCCCCC